This is a messenger RNA of Aptenodytes forsteri (emperor penguin), 1161 nucleotides long. RefSeq lists its product as uncharacterized. Lineage: Eukaryota; Metazoa; Chordata; Aves; Sphenisciformes; Spheniscidae. The coding region runs from base 89 to 1033 and encodes 314 amino acids. The transcript has 5 exons. Gene Ontology annotation, molecular function: protein binding. The record is from RefSeq and is a predicted model, not a curated record.
GGACUGGGCCUACCGGCAGCAGGAAUUUGAGAAAGCCCUGUGUGAAUACUCAAACUGCUUACUGCUCUUACCUCCCAGUAACAUUGCAAUGAGACGAGAUGUCCAAGAGGGCCAGGCUCGGUGUUUAUCUCGCCUAGGAAGGCACAAGGAGGCUCUGGAUAUUGCAGAAAAAAUGAGAAACGGCGCUACUAACACAGAUCACUUGACAACGGUUCUCAACCUGCAGUUUGCCAUUUACCAGGGUCUAGAAAAUGUAGAAAAAAAGAUCACGUGUCUGCAGCAACUGAUCUGCUUACAUCCUUUCAACCCUUGGUACUGGAAGUUACUUGCUGAAGCUUAUAUGAGCCUUUUACAAAAUUUGUCUCCAUUAGUCAUUCCAGCAACAAAUCUAAAUCAGUCUGAAGAGGUUAGUGUAAGUGAUAGUAGUUUCAAAACAUCAACUGGAAGAGAGAUUAAUUUGCAGCCUCACAGAUCAGACGGCCAGGAAGAAGGCCCUUGGUCCAGCCUUGCUACAGAAACAAAGAGGGAGAAUGCAGUGACUUGUAGGAGCAGCCAAGCUGUAAAAGAAUUCCUCUGCACUUCUGAAGAACUGGAAAGGAUGGAUGAAGGGAAAUACGCAGCCUCCGAGUCCUGGGAGCAGAACACGUCGAAGAAAGUUGGGAUAAAGGCAUGUGCCUCGUUUAUUAGAGCAAGGCUUUUACUUCAGCUUACCCAGUUGCAACAGUCAUCCUUUGUGCUAGAGAGUAACGUAAAAGGUCAAAAAGAAAUUGAUGACAAAGUGGCACGACUUGGUUUCAAUGGAAACUCCUUGCUGUUGAUGACCAAGGUUAUGGGGCAGGAUCUUAUACCAGAAAAACUAAAAGAGGAAUUUCAGGGUGAAGUAAAAUGCAUAGGCCCUUCAGCCCUGUCAUCAUUGGUAACUGCAUCAGCCACAGAAUUUGAAAUCAAAUGGUUUGGUAAUCUCCAAGAUGAUUUAUGUCACUUUGACAGACAAUUCUAUUCAGAUAUAUAUCUCCCACCUUUGGUAACUUAAAGGUUUUGUUGUAUUUAUUCUCUUAUCUCCAAAAGAUUAUGGAAUGAUAUAUGCAAUAAAGUUCAUAUUACAUUUUUUAAGAAUUCUUACUGUAUAUCUUUUAAGAAUAUAUAUAAAUCUCUGCAUUU